AUGGUGAACCACAAGGGGAAUUCAAUUUCUCGCGUCCGCCAGUUCUACAUGCGAAAGGAUUUCCCUCGAGUAGAAGAUAUCCAUCCCUUUUAUGGCGACCUCCUUCACGUCCUCUACAACAAGGAUCACUACAAACUCGCACUUGGGCAGCUCAACACUGCAAGAAAUCUCAUCAAGAGGAUACGCGAACACUAUGUGAAGCUCUUGAAAUAUGGGGACUCGCUCUACUGGUGCAAGUCAUUGGAGCGUGCUGCACUUGGCCGUGUGUGUACUGUGACCAAGCGUAUUGGGUCGAGCUUGGCUUACCUCGAACAUGUCAGACAGCACAUGGUGAAGCUUCUCUCGAUCAACACGGGCGCUCCAACGAUCUUGAUUUGUGGGUGCCCCAAUGUUGGGAAGAGCUCUUUCUUGAACAAGAUCACCAGGGCUAAUGUGGAGGUCCAGCCAUAUGCUUUCACCAAGAAAUCGCUCUUUGUGGGGGCAUACGGACUACAAGUAUCUGAGGUAUCAGGUGAUCGAUACACCGGGGCUCUUGGACAUGCCUCUUGA
Messenger RNA from Linum tenue, 549 nucleotides. NCBI's taxonomy places the organism in Eukaryota, Viridiplantae, Streptophyta, Magnoliopsida, Malpighiales, Linaceae. The record is from the annotation of a GenBank genome assembly.